Messenger RNA from Vidua chalybeata, 954 nucleotides. Its product is annotated as basic proline-rich protein-like. The transcript is spliced from 2 exons. The record is from RefSeq and is a predicted model, not a curated record. The coding region runs from base 1 to 954 and encodes 317 amino acids. Lineage: Eukaryota; Metazoa; Chordata; Aves; Passeriformes; Viduidae.
AUGGGCCUAACAGCAGAAAAACAAAAAGGCAACCCUCCCCCAAAAUUAGAUGAGCCCUUCCUUUAUUUUGAACAGCAUCGCACUGACGAUUUACCCCCACCCGCAGCCAACCCUGCGGCGAGGCAGGGCGGGAGCCGCUCGCCACAUCCUCUCCUCAUUCACAGGGUCGCACCCCGGCGUCAACUCACCCAAGGAAGAGCUGAAGCACCGGCGGGGCCGGGGCCCCGCUGCCCCCGGGGCACCGGCAGGGGCCCGACCCGGCCGCUCCCGACCCCCAGCCGGGCGUGUAUCCGGCCGGGGGAGGGAGGCGGGCAGCAGCAGCGCCUGCCCCGCUGCUCCGAGCCGGACCGGGGGAGGAUGCGCGCCCGCCCGGGGCGCGGACGGGGACCGGCCGGCUCAGCGCCGCGGGCUCUGCAGCAGGAGCCGCCGGGCACUGCCGGGGCGGGAGAGCGGGCCCCCUCCCGGCAGCGCUCGGGCCCGCGUGUGCCCGUGAACCCCCGCCUCAGGCCGCCCCUUCCUCCGCGGCCGCCGCCAGCGUCCCCCCGCAGCCGUGGGGCACGGGCGCGUUCGGCGGCCCGGCCGCUCCCCGCCCUGGCCGUGCCGCAGGGGGUGCGGGCACGCCGCGCCAGCCCUGCAGGAACCAGCAAGGCAGGCGAGAAAAGGCUCCCUCUCUCCCUUCCCUUUUCCCUCCCGGAGGGCUCCCCUCCUUACCGGGCUGCCGGGGCUCCUCUGCCGCCUCCGGGCUCGCUGGGGCCGGAGCGAGUGGCGGCGGCGGCUCCUCCUCAGCGCCUCCCCGAGCCCCUUCCCCACCCUCGUCCUCCCCCGCUCCGCCUGCGCCGGCGUGAGCCGGCGGCCGGGAAUGCGGGAAGCGCGGUCGGGCUGCGCUGGAGCCCCGCAGGCUCCCUCCAGCAGGGGAGGGCGAGGGACCCCCAAAAGCUCCUAAAUCCAUGGUGA